Amborella trichopoda is the source of this 2082-nucleotide messenger RNA. Its product is annotated as NEDD8-activating enzyme E1 regulatory subunit AXR1. The record is from RefSeq and is a predicted model, not a curated record. NCBI's taxonomy places the organism in Eukaryota, Viridiplantae, Streptophyta, Magnoliopsida, Amborellales, Amborellaceae. Gene Ontology annotation, molecular function: NEDD8 activating enzyme activity. Gene Ontology annotation, biological process: protein neddylation. Gene Ontology annotation, cellular component: cytoplasm.
UUUUUUUAAACCUUAGUUUUCUUUAUAGAACAGCGGAGGCCGAAACGGGCAUGCUUCUUUAGAACAAUUCCAACCCAGACCAGCGGAGAAUAGCCGCGACCCUUUUUCUCUUCAAUUUCAGUUGCAGAGGAGUGGGGGCGGAUUGAUCCAUUGAUUGUAGCACCAUGGCGGAACCGAAGAGCAAAUACGAUCGUCAGCUCAGGAUUUGGGGAGAGCAGGGACAGGAAGCCCUUGAGAAAGCUAGUAUUUGUUUGCUUAAUUGUGGACCGACUGGAUCUGAAACAUUGAAAAAUCUUGUUCUUGGCGGAAUAGGCAGUAUCACCGUUAUUGAUGGAUCUAAAGUUGAGGAAGGCGAUAUGGGGAAUAAUUUUAUGGUGGAUUUGCAGAGCAUUGCACAAUCAAAAGCAAAGUGCGUAUGUGCCUUUCUGCAAGAAUUAAAUGAUUCUGUCAGAGCCAAGUUUGUGGAGGAGUCUCCUGAGGCACUGAUCGAUACAAACCCUGCCUUCUUUCAGCAGUUUACUUUGGUGAUUGCAACCCAGCUGCUUGAAAAUUCAAUCUUAAAACUGGAUAAAAUAUGUCGGCAAUACAAUAUUAUGUUGAUAGUUGCACGAAGUUAUGGUCUCACUGGACUUGUGCGGAUUAGCAUCAAGGAACAUGAUGUGGUUGAUACGAAACCUGAUCAUUUCCUGGAUGACCUUCGACUCAACAAUCCAUGGCCUGAACUCAAGCAGUUUGCAGAAAGUAUUGAUCUUUACACAACAGAUCCAGUCGUCCAUAAGCACACACCUUAUGUGGUUAUCCUUGUAAAAAUUGUAGAGGAGUGGGCCAGUGCUCAUGGUGGCAAGUUUCCUUCUACUAGGGAAGAGAAAAGGGAGUUCAAGGAGCUUUUGAAAUCCAAGAUGAUUUCAUUGGAUGAAGAUAACUAUAAAGAGGCAAUGGAAGCCUCAUUUAAAGUCUCUCUUCCUUGUGGAAUAAGCCCUCAGCUUCAUCAAAUUGUUAAUGAUAGCUCUGUGGAAAUUGAUUCUUCUUCAUAUAAUUUUUGGGUGCUUGUGGCAGCUUUGAAGGAGUUCAUUGAGAAUGAAGGUGGCGGGGAGCCACCACUUGAGGGAUCAAUUCCAGACAUGACAUCGUUGACUGAGUAUUAUAUAAGUUUGCAAAAGAUUUAUCAAUCUAAGGCAGAUGCUGAUUUCCUUGCCAUAGAGCAACAUGUGAAGGGCAUUCUAAAGCGUAUUGGUAGAGAUCCAGACACAAUCUUAAAGACAACUAUAAAGAACUUCUGUAAAAAUGCCAGAAAACUCAUGGUUUGUCGGUACCGUCUCAUUGAGGAUGAAUUCAACUCACCUAUUCUGACAGAGGUUCAAAAAUAUUUAACUGAUGAAGAUUAUAGUGUUGCUGUUGGCUUCUAUGUUCUCCUUCGGGCUGUUGAUCGCUUCACAUCCAAUUACAAUAGAUUCCCUGGUCUUUUUGACGGUGAGGUGCUGUCCUGCAGUGAGAUGGAUGAAGAUACAUCUCGAUUGAAGACCAUAGCUGUUGGUAUCCUAAAUGACAUGGGUUGCAAUGGUUCAAGCUUAUCUGAGGACCUUAUAAGUGAGAUGUGCCGGUAUGGUGGUGCGGAGCUCCAUACAGUAGCAGCUUAUAUUGGAGGAAUAGCUUCACAGGAAGCAAUUAAGCUUAUUACAAAGCAGUUUAUUCCACUAACUGGGACAUUCAUAUUCAAUGGCAUUGAUCACAAGUCUCAGUUGCUGUUCCUGUGAUCUUUCCACUUCAUAGUUCUUUGUGAACUGUUGAUCACGUCGAGAUUUGACUGGAGAAUGUGUUUUUGCUACAAUUAGUAUAUUUUAGUAGUGCAAAGAGGCAAGGUGAGCCACAAAGAUAAAAGACGUUAUUGCUUUUCUCUGGCCACCGAGGCUGCAGAUAGCUUUGGAUUUCUACAAAUUUUUAUUCUAAGGCGACUUUACAAAUUUUCUUUUUCAUUAUCUAUAUGGAUGGUAUGAUUAAUGAUAUGCGUUGUAAUUACCCCCACAAUUUUACAUUACUUGUAAAUACAAUGAUUGAAUUGUAGUUAAUGGCUUUGAUCUUCUA